GUCAUGAACAAUCUUCUCUUUUCACUCAUCUGCUUUUCAGGAACCUCACCACCAAGGUGGAAAGGAGUCGGAGUUGUAAUGACACCAUUCAGGAGAGAUCAAAGAGCAGGCAGAGAUCAGCCCCAGCCAACAAAACAAAGGUGCCACCCGUCACCAGCACGUCAACGCCCUUGGUUGGAGUUUUAUCAUCCACUCAAAACAACCGUUGCCUCUCCGCCCCAGACCUGACGGCAGAGAAACGCCUGGUUCUCAACCCUGUUUCAUCUCUCUCAGCCUUGCACAAACCAGAGCGAUCCAUCAGCCCCGAGAGCAACGACAGCAUCUCGGAAGAACUCAACCACUUUAAACCUAUUGUCUGUUCUCCUUGUACUCCUCCAAAAAGGCUUCCUGAUGGUAGAGUUCUCAGCCCUCUCAUUAUAAAAUCCACACCAAGAAACCUGAACCGGAGCCUUCAGAAACCGACCACCUACGAGGCCAGUCCUAGAAUACUGAAAAAAUGGGAGCAGAUAUUUCAGGAGCGUCAGAUCAAAAAGACUCUUUCUAAAGCAACUCUUACAUCCUCAGCUUCAGAGCCAGGGGAAGACGUUACCGUUCCUGACAUCACCAACUCCAGCACUUGCACUAAAGAGCAGCCACAAAUGCAGGAUGAUCACCUUCCACCUGACACAACAGGAGACCCUCGCCAAGAGCUGGAUUUCUUUCCUUCCAUCAGUGAAACAAAGCUGGGAAGAGGGAUUGAGAAGAAGAAAGAUUCACAAGCCUUAACGACAGAUGAUGGUCCUACCGAACCAGAUACCAGAUCAAACAUCACCUCCCUAAACACACGAGUCUCUGAAGUCCCUGACCUAAAAACAAACACGUUCAUGGACAAAUCCUGUCUUAGUCUUGGCCCAAAAGUGCUGAGCAGAAGACUCAUGAGUGUCAGCACGUCGCUACCUGACAACAGCACGUUGGGAAUUCCCAUUAAGACAUCGGGUAAAAAGCAGCUGAAAUACCUGAACAACAGCGAGUUGAUCAACGUGCAGAACAGCACCUGCAACUCGGUUGAGAACAUCAUCGGGGAACAGCCCCCGUCGCUGAGACGGGGACGGAAAAGACGCUGCAAAACGAAGCACUUGGAGCACAACGGUUCCGUUAAAAGACUGAGGCACGCGGCAGGGGAGGUGGGUUUCCCUCCGGAGGAUCGCUUGGUACGAGAGAUGGAGCAGAAGCUCCAACAAGAGGAGGAGGACAGGAGGUUGGCCCUACAUCUGCAGAGGAUUUUUGACAGUGAGAAUAGGACAGUGGAUAGGCGGAAAGUCAGAGUGGAUCGGUAUCUGCUGCGGUCAAAGAGCACUCUGGGUGCUAAGUAG
Antrostomus carolinensis (chuck-will's-widow) is the source of this 1352-nucleotide messenger RNA. RefSeq names its product ring finger protein 169 (gene RNF169). Lineage: Eukaryota; Metazoa; Chordata; Aves; Caprimulgiformes; Caprimulgidae. Gene Ontology annotation, cellular component: site of double-strand break; nucleus. Gene Ontology annotation, molecular function: nucleosome binding; ubiquitin-protein transferase activity. The transcript is spliced from 2 exons. Gene Ontology annotation, biological process: double-strand break repair. The annotation marks the transcript as partial. The record is from RefSeq and is a predicted model, not a curated record.